AUGUGCAGGCUCCUCGUCGUCAAGGCCGAAGAGCCGAUCCAGCUCGCCCAGCUCCUCACCAAGCCCGCGCACAGCAUCAUCAACCAAGCCUCGGACUCGCGCCUGCGCCUCGACGCCGGGUCCAUCAACGCAGACGGCUUUGGCGUCGGCUGGUACCCGACCGACACCGACCCCGGCAGCCCCGGCCCUUGCGUCUUCCGAUCCAUCACGCCCGCGUGGAGCAACCUCAACCUGCAUCGACUCGCCGACAAGAUCAAGAGCGGCCUCGUGUUUGCCCACGCAUCCCUGGACCUACGGCAACCUCGUCUGGAUGCACAAAACGACCUCUCGGACGAGUUCUUUGCCGUCCCGCAGGGCAACACGGACAGCGAGUGGGCGUUUGCGUGCUUCCUCGAGCAGCUGUCCAAGCUCGUCGACCCCAAGACGGCGACGAUCCCGCACGCGACGCUGCGCCAGGCCAUGCUCGACACGGUGCAGCUCCUCACGCGCUACACCAAAGACGUUGGCGCCGACCCGUCCCUCAUGAACUUCUGCGUCUCGGACGGCACGUCGGUCGUCGCGACGCGGUACAUCACGAGCGCGACCGAGGAGGCCGCGAGCCUGUUCUUCUCGACCGGGUCGACCUUCGAGGAGUACGAGCCCGGCGCGUUCAAGAUGCACAAGGCCGACAAGCGCGAGAGGAUCGUGCUCAUUGCGAGCGAGCCGUUGACGUUUGAGCGCGCCGACUGGGUCGAGAUCCCGAGCCAGAGCUGCAUCGUCAUCACGCCUCGAAACAACCUCCUGCGGUACCCGAUCGUCAACGAGUACUUCCAGCCGACGGCGACGUCGCACCGCGCCGACGGCCGACACCUGCACGCACCACGAGCAGCUCCCACGCCCUCGCCAGCUCGCCUCGCCCCCUCAUCGCCGCCGAGAUCCUCAAGGUCGGCCGUCAUCGCAGGCCGGCCUCCCGCUCCAGGCCGCCGAGCAGCAGCGCACCCGCACCACGCACCUCCACACCGCCCGCUGUCGACCUGUGCGCGGCCUGCGACGCUCUCGCCGCCGCGACUCGGGUUCCCUCCCCCCACCUCGUCCACCUCGUCGUCCUCGCCGCUCCGGCCCUUCUCGUCAACGGCAGCAGCCCGCGCAGCCGUCGUUGACGGCAACCCGUUCCCGUUCCCGAGGUCCAAAGACGCGUCGCCGUUCGACAUCUUUCACUUUCGCCGCGACCAGGCCCUGACGGCCAAGGAGGUCAAGUCGCGCUACCUCCAGCUCGUCAAGAUCUACCACCCGGACCGCCGCGCCGCCGCCGCCUCGUCGUCGUCGUCGUCGAGCAAGAAGGGCAAGCACAAGGCGGCGCCCGACGCCGACCACGAGUUCAAGGCCAUCGUCGCCGCGUACGAGCUCCUGUCGUCGCCCUCGCGUCGCGAGACGUACCUGCGCACGGGCCUCGGCUGGGGCGCGACGGCGUCGUACCGCGGCGGCGGCGGCGGCGGCGGGUUCGGCGGCUCGAGCGGUCGCCCGUCGUCACCGUGGAGCCAGAGCACGGCCGAGUACCACUUUCGGCGCGGGAGGCCCAUGUCGCACGGGCGGUGGGCGGGCCAGUACGACCACUGGUCGUGGAGCCAGACGUGGUCGGACCCGCACAGCCCGCACUUUCGGCCCGAGGACGAGGCGGCGCGCCGCAGUGGCGGCAUGAGCUCUGGCGGCGGCGACGGCGCGACGGCGCCCGGGUGGGAGGGCCAAGGGCUGUUUGCGCGCAACGGCGUCGUCUUUCUCGUGCUCGCCGCCUUGACGCUCACCGUCACGCCCCUCACGGCGUGGAGCGUCGUGCCGAGCGCGCCAAAGGGCGUCGACCCGUUCGCGCCCGGUAGCGACGGCGUGCGCAUGAGCGAGCUUGCGGCGCAGGGAGCGCUCGAGGGCGGGUCGGCGUGGAUGCCGCGCGUGUACGACAAGCGGCACCAAGACGCCGCCGCCAACCUGCAGCGAGCCCGGCUCGAGGCGCGCGAGCGCGGCCACGAGAAGCGCGACGCCAUCAAGCGCCGGGUCCAGGAGCUUCGGCGCGUGCAGGCGUUUGACCGCGCGAGGGACGUGCAGCAGGUCGAGCAGGGCAAGAGCGGGACGGGCCACUUGGCGUUGCCGGCGCCGGCGCCGGCGGCGGGAACAGGGGCGACGACGGGCGAGUAG
Messenger RNA from Rhodotorula graminis WP1, 2166 nucleotides. RefSeq lists its product as uncharacterized. The record is from RefSeq and is a predicted model, not a curated record. The transcript has 13 exons. Gene Ontology annotation, molecular function: protein binding. NCBI's taxonomy places the organism in Eukaryota, Fungi, Basidiomycota, Microbotryomycetes, Sporidiobolales, Sporidiobolaceae. The coding region runs from base 1 to 2166 and encodes 721 amino acids.